Molecule: messenger RNA, 579 nt
Organism: Trichosurus vulpecula (common brushtail)
Lineage: Eukaryota; Metazoa; Chordata; Mammalia; Diprotodontia; Phalangeridae
Product: prorelaxin H2-like
Exons: 2
Coding region: 1-579 (192 amino acids)
Cellular component (GO): extracellular region
Molecular function (GO): hormone activity
Source: RefSeq, a predicted model, not a curated record
AUGCUACCACGUCUGAUCUUUUUCCACCUGUUGGGGGCCUGGCUGCUGCUGAGUUUCUUCCCCGGAGAGCUCAGAGCCCAGGGGAUAGACGACAGACCGAUGAAGCUGUGCGGCCGCGAGUUCGUCCGGGCGGUGAUCUUCGUCUGCGGAGAGUCCCGCUGGAGGAGGUUUCCCAUGGUACAGAUGCCCCUACCGCAGGAGCAGGAGCCGGAGCAGAUGUUUGUCUCUCAGGACAACGAUGUGGAAAAUGGAAAGUUGGAUCCAGAGGUCAUUCCUGGUCGGAAGGAGGAGCAGAUUCCUCUGUCGAAACGAGGCUGGGAUUUGCUAAAGAAUAUGCUUAAUCCACAUGGUCACACUGAAGACUCCGCCCACAGAAUGGAAGAGUUCAUAAUAGGUUCUGAUGAAUCCAAGGAAGCUGUUGAGAAAAACAAAAGUGAAAUCAAAGCCACCAGUCCUUUGGAACAAUAUGACUUCAUGUUGGGGACACAUCUUCGGAAAAAGAGAGACAGGUCCACUUCAAUCGCGGAUCGUUGUUGUCACGAGUCUUGUACCAGAAAAGACAUUGCUAGAUUGUGCUGA